This is a messenger RNA of Pieris rapae (cabbage white), 1334 nucleotides long. Its product is annotated as cytochrome P450 4c3-like. The coding region runs from base 216 to 1313 and encodes 365 amino acids. The record is from RefSeq and is a predicted model, not a curated record. Lineage: Eukaryota; Metazoa; Arthropoda; Insecta; Lepidoptera; Pieridae. The transcript has 7 exons. Gene Ontology annotation, molecular function: iron ion binding; oxidoreductase activity, acting on paired donors, with incorporation or reduction of molecular oxygen; monooxygenase activity.
AUAAAGUGGUGCUGCGCGGAAAAUGCCUCAGAAAUAUGGAAAUCAGCAUUAUUUAAGUAGAAAGUUUUGUGGUCAAGUACAUUAAUUUGAGAUUUUAGGUUAUAUUAUCCAACACUAAAUACAAUGACAAGGACAAACCUUACACGUAUUUAAAACCCUGGCUUCGUGAAGGAUUAUUAAUUAGCAACGGUUUGAAAUGGCACCAACGAAGAAAGAUGUUAACCCAAGCGUUCCAUUUUAACAUAUUAAAGAAAUAUGCUGUGACGUUCACGGAACAAACAGAUGAGUUUCUAAAUAAGGUUCAAGCUGAGGCUGGAAAAGAAACGAAUUUAAUUUCCCUCAUCACUAUGACUACUUUGGAGAUAAUGUGUGAAACAACAAUGGGGACAUCAAUGAACGUAGACAUAGAAACAAUGACAAGCAAAUACUUCAAAGCCAUACAUGAAAUUGGCGAAAUAUUCUUCGAUAGAACGUGUAUGGUGUGGCUCCGAAUGGAUUGGGUUUUUAAUUUAACAAAAACUGGAAAGUUAUUAAACAGAAUAGUCAAAGAUUUACAUAAAUUCACCAUGAAAAUUAUACAUGAGAGGAAAGCAUACUAUAAAAAUAAGGUAGAUGAUAGUUAUAACAAAAGGGGGCGCUUGGCAAUGUUGGAUCUUCUUCUUCAGAAUGAAAAGGACGGAAAUAUUGACAUAGAUGGUAUUCGGGAAGAGGUUGAUACGUUUCUAUUCGAGGGACACGACACUACAGCAUCGUCUCUCUGUUUUUUGAUAAUGGAAAUCGCUAAUGAUACUACAGUACAGAAUAAAAUUUACGACGAAUUAAUACAAAUAUUUGGAGACUCGAAACGCGCACCUACGAUGGACGAUUUAGCAGAAAUGAAAUAUCUAGAAUGUUGUAUCAAAGAAUCGCUUCGACUUUAUCCAAGCGUGCCGAUGAUAAGUCGAUAUAUAAGGAAAGAAAUGCAGUUUAGUAACGGCUACACCAUACCUGCGGAUACAGUCUGUAUUAUUUGUGUAUAUGACGUACACCGUUUACCCAAUAUAUACCCUGAACCAGAAAAAUUUAUACCUGAACGCUUUUUUCCGGAGAACAGUGUUGACCGCCAUCCUUUCGCCUAUAUUCCGUUUAGUGCUGGACCUAGAAAUUGUAUUGGUCAAAAAUUCGCCAUGUUGGAAAUAAAAACUUUGAUAUCCGGCCUCAUUAGGAGGUUUCACGUGGAUCCUGUUACUAAAACAACUGACAUUCGUUAUAAAUGCGAUUUGGUGCUGCGGUCGACUCAACCUCUCUACGUACGAUUUAGGAAUAGAGAAUAAAAAUAAACCUUUAAAAAAUUA